AUGGGGAAGCGCGUCCCUGUUGUACUUGUGUCAGAGGCUGAGAAGCUACUGACCGAGAGUGUUUUUCAGACGCAAUUACAUGCAAAGAAGAAGAAACGUAAAAAACCGUCCGCUCAGAAGAACCAAAGUUUGCGUGAGCUUGAAGCCGCAUGGGUUGACGAAGAUGAUAAAGAAGUAGAGGUGAGUCUGGAGGAACAACCACAGCUGCGUAAGCUCCGUAGGACUGAGAAGGAUACAAUAGUAAGUGGCAAGGAACUGCAUCUACGACUGAAGACUUUUUAUCAGUCGGCACAUGGUGCUGUGUCUUGGGCAGACCCAAGCAAUUUUUUGGGUGAUCGACAAAUAGGCUUAUAUGAUAGUGACAUUGAAGGGGAGGCGGAGCUACUUCGAAGUACCGACAAAAUGUUGGAAUCCUCUGGAAAAUUGCUGCCUCAGGGAGAAUUGGAGAUUAUUCGUGUGAAAGACGCUAAUCAACAUGCUCCUUCUAAUGCAGUCGUCCAGUCUGUGCAGUUUCAUCCGAAUGGUCAGCUGAUUUUGACUGCGGGGUUGGACAAGACCCUGCGGCUUUUUCAGGUGGAUGGUAGCAACAAUGCAAAAGUUGAGAGCGUCUUUGUGCAAGACUUGCCUAUGUUAGACGCUAAGUUUACGAUGGCUGGACAGCGUGCAGUGCUGACUGGACCCCGACAGUAUUUCUUCUCAUACGACAUUGAAGCAGGCAAGAUUACCAAGAUUCCGGGUCUCUAUGGACGUAAAGAGAAGAAACGUAAUACAUUUGUGGUCUCGAAUAACGGUGAGACGAUUGUAUUCAUGGGAAGUAAUGGAUACUUGGACGUAGUGUCUGCAAAGUCGUACGAGUCGAUCGGUACACUCAAGAUGAAUGGAAGUGUCAAGUCAGUGGCCUUCUGCGAGAAUGAUCGCUACUUGCUGAGUACAGGCUCAGACGGACAGGUUUACAAGUGGGAUAUGCGUACCCGGCGGUGUGUCUUUGUCCACGAUGAUGAAGGGAGUUUAGGCAGCUUUGCCUUGGCUGCUAGCGAUAAAUAUUACGCCACCGGUUCGAAAAGUGGUGUGGUCAAUAUUUACGACAACGCCGCUCUGACUGCUACGCCAAAGCCGUGCAAAGCGCUUAUGAACCUUACUACUGAAGUUAAUCAUCUCGUGUUUAACGCAAAUGCAGAAAUUUUGGCAAUUGCGUCAAGGGACAUGAAGAAUUCACUGAAGCUGGUGCACAUGCCGUCUUUGACUGUUUUUGCCAACUGGCCGACGGCACACACGCCGCUGCACUACGUGACAGCAAUGGACUUUAGUCCGAAUAGCGGCUACUUUGCAGUUGGUAAUGCGAGGGGACGUGUAUUGCUGUAUCGACUGACUCACUACAAGUCUACGUGA
Peronospora belbahrii is the source of this 1389-nucleotide messenger RNA. The record is from the annotation of a GenBank genome assembly. Lineage: Eukaryota; Oomycota; Peronosporomycetes; Peronosporales; Peronosporaceae.